Suillus bovinus is the source of this 2510-nucleotide messenger RNA. RefSeq lists its product as uncharacterized. The record is from RefSeq and is a predicted model, not a curated record. Gene Ontology annotation, molecular function: magnesium ion transmembrane transporter activity. The transcript has 7 exons. Gene Ontology annotation, biological process: magnesium ion transmembrane transport; intracellular magnesium ion homeostasis. Gene Ontology annotation, cellular component: plasma membrane. Bases 198 to 2246 code for a protein of 682 amino acids. Lineage: Eukaryota; Fungi; Basidiomycota; Agaricomycetes; Boletales; Suillaceae.
AGUCGCAAGAAAAUGAGGUCGGAGCUUUGUAUGUACUAAUUAUGGCGUGGCGGUCGGCUCUUAGCUGUGCUCGAGCCGCCUCGCUCGUUGGAGAAAUAUCGUUUAUCGUCACCGAUACGACUAGGAUGCCUUGAGCAGUUCUUAUCCUUUGGACAUCCUUUCGUCUACUCCGUUGAAGCACAGAAUAUAUCUAACACAUGGCUUCAGAGGACGACAUCUAUCGCGGCAAGGUCCCCCCUGCCCUACCUACCAUUGCGGAGUCGGUGGCACCUGCAUCAUCUACUUCCUCAUUGACAUCAUCCGGGUCCUUCAUCACAGGUCGCUUGGGAGCUCUUGCUGCUGUAUCAGAAAAUGCAAUUACCCGUUGGGCUCGAAGGAGAAGUUCGUCGGCUUCGACUUCAUCAUCUCCUAGUUCUACUACAUCUUUCCAUUCUUCUAUCUACACGCCUUCUCGCCUUCGCCAUAGUCGAUGGCGCAAGAGACGAACAAGCUUCGCUAACAUGCGUUCCACACAUUCCGAACGUGAGGUGGCCGCUCGUCUUAGGGUCAGACAGGAAAUCAGACGUGUUGAUAGAGGGUUUACCCUAUAUCUACCACCGAGUCUGAAUCCCGAGAUCACCACGACCCGGCGGUUGUCGGAAUCCUUGGACCGACCUCAGCAGGCCAUCUCUCAAACAACCUCUCAGGUUUUACCGAUUAUCCUCAACCGUUUGGAGGCUGCAUUGAAGAAGUCAUCAAGAGCAAAAAAAGGGAAAGGGAAACAGCGUCAAUUCAGCCCUAGCACACCUCCGCUUCCCCUGCAUCAUGAUUAUAUGUCUCAAGGUAUGCUCAGUCGACCUGCGUCUUUCGGUGACCUUUCCUCCGCCUUGCUGUCUCCCGUCCAAGGAAAACAGAAAGAGCUCUCUUCAGUGAAUCGUACGCCCAGCGAAUCGGCUCCCGGAGGCUCGCCCGAGCUCACUCGAGCUCCCAAAGCCUGGUGGCUUGACGUCGCCAGUCCCACUUGGGACGACUUACAAGCAAUUGGCAAGCUUUUACAUAUCCAUCCUCUUACACUUGAGGAUAUUCUCCAACAAGAUCCGCGCGAAAAGAUGGAACUCUUUUCAAGAUUGGGUUAUUAUUUUAUCUCGUUCCGAACUAUACAGAAUGCAGCCGUCACGCAACCGAAUUAUCAGGGCACUUCAAGUGAUGACGAUGUUUACAAGGCUGACGACGGUGCUUUAAGAGAGGCUAACAUAUACGUGGUGGUAUUUAAGGAAGGUAUUUGCACGUUUUAUUUCACCGAUGUCUCAGAACACAUAGAGAAAGUGAGGAAUAGACUUCAACUCCUCCAGGACUCUUUCAAUAUGUCAUCAGACUGGAUUGCUCAUGGCAUAUUGGAUUCUGUCGUGGAUUCAUUCUUUCCAUUCCUUAAGGAGAUCGAGAAACAAGUUCUAGCUGUGGAAGCUCUCGUAUUUUCGAGCAACGGCGUCUCCCACACUUCUUCGACAAGCACUCUUGUUGAUUCCAUUCAUAUACCUACAGAUGAUCAAUAUGAUUCCAACAUUGAAAAACUGCCAGAUACGGUUUCGAAGGAAAUGGAAGAAACACCUUCCAGCUACUUUCCCAGAUUCACUCAGCCACCAUUCUUCCGACGCUUAAAAAGCGGUCUUCAAAAUCUGAGGAAUAGUUUUGCGACUACCCGUGAGGUCAAAACACAAGCGACGACAACAGAUACACUACUACGCAUGGCUAGGGCGAGAAGACUUGUUACCUCCUUGACUCGCCUUCUUGCUACAAAGUCGGAGGUCAUAUCACAAAUCCGCAAACGCUUUUUGAUCAGUGGACGACAAGCACCCUCCCCUCAGGCGAACGACGACCUUGACAUCGCCAUUUACAUGGGGGACGUUCAAGAUCAUAUAUUGACUUUGCAGCAAUCCCUUUAUCACUACGAGCACAUGCUCAGCGAUUCUCACCCAGCAUAUCUGACCCAGCUGCAAACUCGUCUUGCUAUGGCCAAAGGAUACGCUGAUAAGAUCAUAUUAGCGUUGUCUCUCAUCAGUAUAGGGAUUUUGUGCAUUCAAAUUCCGAUAGGAUUAUUCUCACAAAACAUCAAGAUUCCAAAAAAUGGCAUUCAUCAACAUCCUUCAGCCCCUUAUAAUUAUUUCGCCAUGGUCAUACUUUUAUCGAUUGGCAUUCUGGUUGUUUUUCUCACUACCGUACGGCACUGGUGGAACCAGGCAAAACGUACCCGAUCAAAGCUUUCAUAGAAACUUUUUCAUGUUUGCUGUGAAACCCUAGCUAUGAAACGGUGUUGAACCUAAUCUAAAACAUCGAUAGCGUCAUGUAAUUUAUAGCAGCCAAGAUAUGGGUAUGUAGAAUUCGUGUAAAUCGUAAUGGAAAAGAAUAUAGAUGUGCAGGCUUUAAGGACUUUCCAACGUCGGACGAAUUGACUCUUAAGAAUCUCGUUUGGUACCACACAAUGUAAGAACCUGUUCGGUCUCCUCUAGAACAGCUUUAACUAACCGACGAUA